AUGGCAAGCAACAAUGGAGACAGGCGAAACCCAACAGAGGUGCGCAUGAGCCAGAUGGUCCUACCAUGUCAUGCCAACCACCGUGGGCAACUCAGUACCGGGCAACUGCUGAAAUGGAUAGAUACUGCGGCCUGCCUGUCAGCUGAACGCCAUGCUGGCUGUCCCUGUGUCACUGCCUCUAUGGAUGACAUCUACUUUGAGCAUACCAUCAGCGUGGGACAAGUUGUUAACUUAAAGACAAAAGUGAACCGAGCUUUUAAUUCUAGUAUGGAGGUCGGAAUCCAAGUUACCUCAGAAGAUCUGUGUAGUGGUAAAGAGUGGAAAGUGUGUCAGGCAUUUGCCACAUUUGUAGCACAACCACAAGGCAAUGUAAAAGUGAAGCUGAAGCCUUUGACCCCGCUUACCGAAGAGGAGCAGCUGGAACACAGUAUUGCUGCUGAGAGACGCCGCAUGAGAUUGGUCCAUACUGACAACAUCAAGGACCUGUUGACCAGGAGCACCCUCCAAGACGAACACAGUCAAGAAAAGAAAAGAAUGGAGAGUUCCUGGCUCAGAAAACCCGUGUGGAGAGUGUGGAGCUGGUGUUGCCUCCUCAUGCCAACCAUCAGGGGAACACGUUUGGUGGGCAGAUAAUGGCCUGGAUGGAGAAUAUUGCCACAAUAGCUGCCAGCCGGCUUUGUCAUGCCCAUCCAACUCUGAAGGUAAUUGAGAUGUUCCAUUUUCGGGGACCCUCUCAGGUUGGCGACCGGCUGAUUCUAAAGGCUAUUGUGAAUAAUGCCUUCAAAGACAGUAUGGAGGUGGGGGUCUGCGUGGAGGCAUUUUGCCAUGAUGUCACUGUGCCUAGAAGACACAUAAACAGCGCUUUUAUGACGUUUGUGGUUCUGGAUGAAAAAUAACCAUCCUUGUAUUCUACCUCACAUCAAACCUGAACCUGGGGAUGGGGAAAGACGUUACCGGGAGGCAUAUGCACGCAGGAAGAUUAGACUGGAUCGUAAAUAUGUUAUAUCCUGUAACCAAUCAGAGGUGCCCCUGUCUGUUCCAUGGGAUCCAAGCAAUCAGGUUUACCUGAGUUACAACAAUGUUUCCGCUCUGAAAAUGUUGGUAUCUAAAACUGACUGGGUCCUAGCUACAGAAAUCAAUAAGGUUCAGCUGUACACCCUGGAAGAUAACACAUUUCUGUCCUUCAAAUUGGAUAUUAGGGUGACUGUCAAGGCCAAACAAACCUUCAACCUGCUUUCUGACCUAAGACGCAGGAAAGAGUGGGACCCCUACUAUAAAGAGUGCCAGCUGCUGCAACAAGUGAAUGAGGACGAUGCUAUUUAUCAUGUAAUCAGUACGGUGCGCAGUGCAGAAGGGAAGCUGCAAGACUAUGUCAUCCUGGCUUCACGGCGGCCACCCUGUGACACUGGGGACCCAUAUGUUGUGGCCUUUCGAUCUGUUUCUCUCCCUACACAUCCCCCCAUUGAUGAAUACUCCCGGGGUGAGACUCUUUGCUCUGGAUUUUGUAUAUGGUCAGAAGGAGACAAGACAAAGGUGUCUUACUAUAACCAGUUUACACCCGGCCUCGUCUCACAAGUAACAACCAACAUUGCUGGACUGUCCUCUGAUUUCGCCAGCACAUACCAAGCCUGCGAGAGGUUUCUGGUUGAGAACACUAAGGACUCUGAAAGAGAUGUCAACACACCCGAGCCAUAG
Messenger RNA from Staurois parvus, 1695 nucleotides. NCBI's taxonomy places the organism in Eukaryota, Metazoa, Chordata, Amphibia, Anura, Ranidae. The record is from the annotation of a GenBank genome assembly.